GGAGGAGGAAGACGGGAAACAAGGGUAGAGAGGGAAACAGGAACAGAAAGUGAAGACUUGUCAAGAUGUCUGGGUGAGGGGGACCAGAACAGAGCAGGAGCCAGAUGCCAAAACAGAAACAACAGAAGUUUAAGCAGCUGACUGGAUAAGACAUGAGAGGAGACCUGACCUGCCACUUCACAAGUGCCUGCGGGACACACCCAAAUUGAACUAGCUGGAUUAAACUAAACUGAGAGCCAAAGAGCAAGAAGACAGGAGACAACUGGAGAGGACAAAGAGCAAGAAAACAAUAAGUGGAAUGUCAAGUAGCAUAAACAAACUUGGAUCAAGUGCAGAUUGAGAUCUUUGAGAUGUCUCACAACUGAGAGGUUUCAAAGAAAUCACACAAUCUCACAAACAAGUGAACUUUUGGUCUUUGGGAUUUGUUUAAAAUGUGCUCUGGCCUUCCUGAAAGGACACUUUAAGGGACACUUUAAAGAAGGAGGCAUCCACAAAUUUGUCCUCCAGUGUUUCUAUUUAAUGUAAACAACGAAAGCCAGAGGACGUAUACAAGCCUCAUCAGAUAGUGCUGUGUCUCAGGGCAACUAUCUGAACGCAGAUCUUCACAACUGUAAAAACAAGCACAUGAAAGUUCAGUGUCAAGUCACCAAAGAUAUCUGACUGGAAGCUGUUGGAUUGGUGGGUGUUUUGUCUGAGAGUAAAAACUUCACAUCUUGGAACUGGAGUCAAUUGCCGUAAAAUGACUUUUAAUUCAAAUUAACACCACAUCUUUAUUACUUUGGUGUCUCCGGCAGCUUGCUAUGCACGUUUACUGUCUAAUAAACCUCACAACUCUCUGAAGGAUUUAUUCAAACUUUACAAACUCAAUCAAAAAGAGGAGUCACAGUUCUGUAUCCUAAAACCAUGGAUGAGAAAACAGACAGCAUUCAGGAUUUUUUCAACCAAAUCUGGAGCUUUGCUACAGAAAAACACAACCAGGGGGUCUACAACACAGUCUGUCUGGUGGUCCUCCUAACUCUUCCCUUGCUGGUGCUCCUUACUACUUUGGUGGUGUGCUGCCACUGCUGCUGCUGUCGCCAUGCCAACGGCUGCUGUUGCUGCUGCUGCCGAGACACCAUGGCAACCGCAAGGUCGAAGAAGAAAAAGAACUCAUCCAAUACUGAAGACCUGUGGAUCUCUGUCAAGACGAGGCCGAUGACACCUGACAGGGUCGCCCUGGCCAUGGUGUAGGAAUGCAUUUUUAUUCUGAGAUUGCUGAUCCUGGGCCAGUUGGUGUAGUGGAGCUGAUCGAGAGUCUCACAAGGGCAAAACUCAAACCAUCUUAAACUCGAAGGAGGCUGAGGAUGUUGUCCAAACUAUUGGACAGGACUUCAUAUUAUCAUGGGCACUGAUUUGGUUUAAAUAUGUAAUGUAAAUUGUACAGAUUCUUGUCAGUUUGUAUUCAUAUAAUGUCGUAUGAGGAGAUUUGAUCACAUUGUUUACAGCCUUUGGUAUGAGCCUUUUGGUGUGUUGUACAUUAAAUAAGAAAUAUGCAGACAGGAGGAUAUAUAUACCUGCAAAUGUCUGUGUGUGUGAGUGGGUUAGAGAAUGCGUGUGUGUGUGUGUCUCAGUGUGUGUGUGUGUGUGUGUGUGUGUGUGUGUGUGUGUGUGUGUGUGUGUGUGUGUGUGUGUGUGUGAAACAGAGAGAAGUACAGUGUUAUUGAGAGCACUUUGUUCUUAGAGCUCCCAUGUGAAAUUCAUUGCAUCUGUAUUUGGGAGAGAGAGCCAGGUCUGCCCAGUCGUCAGGUGGCUGUAACACUGCCUGCUUUUCUAUAGUCAAGCUGCAAUGUAGAGAGGUGAUUCACUGUCACUUUCUAAAGGAAAAUGUCAAAAAGGUUAAACUCACGGGAUGCACAAAGAAAACUAUAACUGCUUUCAUUUUCAUUUCUUUCCUGUUCUUGAUUUAUUUUCUCGACAGAAUUUAGUCCACAGGAGAGGUACUUCUCCUACUUUUUGGUUCCAAUAUUCAGGUCAAGUCAGCCUUAAAGGCACAUUUCAUAAUCAAAGUGUAACGGAAACCACCAAACAUUCCCAAACUGGUUGACAGAUCUUUCAGUGCACUGAUUAAUACUAGAAAGCAGUCAUGUCCACAUCAAAGUCAGUAAUGUUUUCUGGGUCUGCAUUUACUGAAAUUUACUUAAGUAUAAGUGAAAUAUAAAAGUAAAAGUUCUUAACAUUUACUCCCACUAGGAAACGUAAGAAUAAGUUAUUUCACAAAUUUCUCACAGAAGAACAGAAGUCUCUGAAGCUGGUUAAAAGUAGAUCUGAGAUUGAUCAAAAAGGGGAGCACACAUCUUUUGAGACACGUCUUUGAGUGAUUUUAUAUAAAUUAUUAUAGGAGUCAUUCUCAACAUGUAACAUAUAUAAUCAUAGGACUGUUUUAGCCACCUACUUACAUUUGAUUUGGACAUUCAAGGAAGUUACCCCUCUUUUUCUUUGUGUCUUUUGCAUUUAUCAAAACAACACAACUUAAGCUGGCAUUAAAGGUUUGCAGUCACUGUCCAUACAUCUUUAGUAUGUGCACCUCAGUGGGCUGCUAAAUUCUCUGUAUCAUUUCUCAAAUGUAUACCAGAAGGAGAAUUUCUUUCUUUGGUUUUCUUUUGGUUUCCAUUAAGGCAAGGAAAAUGUGCUUUUUGAAAAUUUAAAAUUACACGUCUUUAUAGAAAAAUAUUGCAACAACUGAACAAUACAACAGAUUAUUUUAUUGUUGUAUUUGUUUAUCAUCUGCUCCAUUGAGUGUUCACUGUAAGUAGGAGCAAGAUGCUUGAUAAGGGUCCUAUUGUUCACCCCUAGCAAAGAGGUUUUUAAGUUGUUGCUUCAGAGCAUUUUUGUGUAAUUCUUAGAAGUUUGAUAAAUACAUGCCUAGGUUUGUUUGAAUUAAUAAUUUUUGUAAAAACAGUAGCAUUAUAAUGCCAUUGACCUGAGAAACAAACACAAUGAUAAUUUAUUUCAUCUGUAAGUCAGUGUGAAUAUACCUCAAAGUUAUCUGGUAAAAAAAAAAGAUAUUUAAAGAAUUCAAAGCAAACUUAACUUAUUUAACUAAACAUAAAAAAAAAAGUCGA
Toxotes jaculatrix (banded archerfish) is the source of this 3101-nucleotide messenger RNA. RefSeq lists its product as uncharacterized. The coding region runs from base 904 to 1230 and encodes 108 amino acids. NCBI's taxonomy places the organism in Eukaryota, Metazoa, Chordata, Actinopteri, Toxotidae. The transcript is spliced from 2 exons. The record is from RefSeq and is a predicted model, not a curated record.